AGUGGGUUUUCGUAUGAGGAUAUUACCGACUUUAUCGAAAGAUUUGAACGAUACAGCAAGUUUUAUAAUUGGACAAACGCCAAGAAACUGUCUGCAUUAAUGCUAUUGUUUGAAGGCCCAGCGUUGGCAUGGCUACAUACGGUACCAGACGAGACAAGGAACAAUUAUGCUAGUCUAAUAACGGCCCUUCGACAGCGAUUUGCUUCACCAAACGAAGAGUUCCUUCAGAGACAACAAUUAAAUGACCGAAAGCAAGGUAAGAGCGAAAGCCUUAACAGUUACACAGAGGACAUUAUUCGUAGAUGCAGCCGACUUGGACUUAAUGACACCAACAGAAUGAACUGUUUCAUAUCAGGACUAAACGACGAGUUAAAAUCGCAUGUCAUUUUGAACCGCCCAACAACAUUUGAGGAAGCCGAAUCCUUGGCGCGCCUGAAAGAUACUGUCAGCAGAAGUACAAAAUGUGGCAAAGCAGAGUACCUGCUCCAAAUAAUGUAAUAAAUCAGAUACAUGAUCUCCUAAAUGAGAAAAAAGCUUCAGAGAAACAAGUAGAAACAAUUUCUAAUGAUAACCUCAGAGAACGACAACGCCUAGCAGAGCUCGAGGGCCAAGUGCAACUUUUAAUGUCCACUAUUGACCGACCACGAGCAUCCACAGUAGCACCUAUUUCAACCAAUUAUCCCCCUGUUCAGACUCCCUCUACCCAGGAUAUCGACGCCAUGAAAAGGGAUAUCAUAGCAGCAGUUCGAGACGAAAUCAGGAAAGACACACCACAAAAUGCCCCAACAGACCGACAGGAUUUCAGCGUAGGAAACAGAUAUCCCCGGCGAGACAGCAGAGGACGAAACCUUCGAACAACGGACGGGCAGCCAAUCUGCAAUACCUGCCAAAGAGUUGGGCAUGUUGCAAGGUAUUGCAAGGAAGCAGGAGAGAGACUCCUCAACAGAUACCAUCUAGCUGGUGCAGCAUCCCUGGUAUGCCCAGACAUACAAGGAAAUAUCCCUUUCCGGUUACUAAAUCCAACUGAUGAGCCUGUUACAAUCUUCCGUGGUGCCACAUUAGGACAGUUCACACAAAAAGAUUUCGAGACCACACCUCUUACUGAUCCGCCCACCCCUACGUCAUGUACAGGAUUACCCACGACAACUCAGAGAAGCACCUCACUACCUAUUAUCAACCCCUUGGCAAGCACAAUCCACCAAUCUGAUUUCGCUGAUCUGCAAGACCCACCUAGAACACCAACCCCACCAAGCCCAACUCCGCUUCAGCCACGCCCUCUGAUUUUCCCAACCUGA
Molecule: messenger RNA, 1295 nt
Organism: Dendronephthya gigantea
Lineage: Eukaryota; Metazoa; Cnidaria; Anthozoa; Malacalcyonacea; Nephtheidae
Exons: 2
Coding region: 462-1295 (277 amino acids)
Source: RefSeq, a predicted model, not a curated record